This is a messenger RNA of Anopheles bellator, 1472 nucleotides long. RefSeq lists its product as uncharacterized. The coding region runs from base 319 to 1155 and encodes 278 amino acids. NCBI's taxonomy places the organism in Eukaryota, Metazoa, Arthropoda, Insecta, Diptera, Culicidae. The record is from RefSeq and is a predicted model, not a curated record. The transcript has 6 exons.
CAAACCGUCGGAAUGCUGCUGUGGCGCGGCAAUUCAUAAAACACUCCCUACGCAAGGUGGGCGCCUGCAGUCGGAGCUGAGCGCUUGAACAAGAAAGUGUCGUGUUGGUGAAACUAGACAGCUUAAGGGCCAGCAGCAAGGCGUUUUCAACCGACGUAUUACCGUAGAAGCAGCACGUGGAGACUAGUGAUUGACGUGAUUCUGUGUGAAUUUUGUGUACUUUACGCGUGUUUGCAAAACCCCCGUAGGUAAACCCCACUUCCCCACGUAGGCAGAGGUAGAGAGAGAAAAAAAACCCGGACAAACCACAGACUCAAGAUGAGUGCCCGCCGAGGACUGCGUACCCGUGUCUACGACGCCAACAUGUGCAUGGUGGAGAACAACUACCGAGCAGCCCUGGAGCGUCUGGAGAAGAGCCGUCGUGCACCGUCACUGGAUCGGGAGGUCGGCAAGGCACGCGCUUCGCCCUUCAGCCGGUACGACUUCAACGGGGCCAGCGUCGACGAGGAGCUGCAGGCCGCCCGCAGCCGCGCCUCGAAGGUGAUCCACGAGAAGUCGACGAUCGACCACCGGGCGGAACAAUUCCGCAGCUCCAGCCUGGCGCCGGUCUCGCUCAGCUCGGCGCUGCUCGAGAACGAGUUCGACGAUCAGGUGCAGGCCACACUCGAUCGGAUUCGGGCCAGCAAAAGUCUGCUCAGCCAGCUACAGUCGGACGAUGCGCUCGAAUCGUACCGGAGCGAGACACGCUCGAAGCUGAGCGAACAGACGGCCCGCAAGUUGGCCGAGAAGCUGUCCACCGAGGAGGAUGAGUUCGUAUCGACCGGCAUGACGACGCGGAAGGCCCUGAAGAUGCGAGCGGCCAGCGAAACGGCCAAGAGUGCCCUCCAGUGGAAGGAUGAAACGGCCGAGACGUUCGCGAGCAAACGGGCUAACGCGACCCGCGCCAGGCUCCAGGACAUCGACCACGAGAUCGAAGAGUUUGAGCAGAAGCAGGCGGCCCGGGCCCGGCGUUCCGCGCAGCUGAAGCAACUGUUGGCCGAAACGGCCGCCGAAGAUCUGGUGCCGGCGAGCGUGACCGCCCAUCACGAUGGCAGCAAGGUUACGACCGGAGUGGUUAAGUUUAAGAGCACGCAAAAGAAGAUGGUUAGCUUCUGAAGAGAGAGACAGGGAGAGAGGGAAUUCGUUUAUGUUUUUGAAUCCACACAACCCGCGUGCUAGCGUUUGUUUACUUUUACUUUCCUCACACACAAAUAUUACUACGUGUACUCCUUUUAUCGUGUAGGCCAAGUAUGUAUAGUCGAUAAGUGAUCGAUAGUGACCCCCGCGGAACACUCGAGUGCUCCAAGUGGUCGGCGUCGGCAAGAUGAAUGUGCAUGUAUCCUUUCUGCCACUGCGCUGCGGUUCAAGCGCGAAGCAAAACCGCGCCGAUGUUGAAAACAGGAUGAAUAAUAAAUGAUGUUUAUUUAGCUGUG